AUGGCGGCAAGAAAACUGCAACAGGAGGUCGACAAGUGCUUCAAGAAGGUGGCCGAAGGCGUCGCCGAGUUCGAGGCCAUAUACGACAAGAUUGAGCAGUCCAACAACCCGGCCCAGAAGGAGAAGCAAGAAGACAAUCUCAAGCGUGAAAUCAAGAAGCUCCAGCGUCUACGAGAUCAGAUCAAGUCAUGGGCCGCCAGCAAUGACAUCAAAGACAAGGCUCCCUUGCUAGACCAUCGGCGGUUGAUUGAAACGCAAAUGGAAAAGUUCAAGGCGGUGGAGAAGGCGAUGAAGACCAAGGCCUACUCCAAAGAGGGUCUCUCGGCCGCGGCCAGGCUAGACCCCAAGGAGCAGGCCAAGGUAGAAUGCGGCGAGUUCCUGAGCACUUCGGUCGACGAGCUAGAGCAGCAGAUCGAGGCGCUCGAGGCCGAGAGCGAAUCGCUAUCAGCAACGAUGAAGAAGGGCAAAGCGGGAGCUGCCAAGGCCGAGCGCAUCGCCGAGAUCGAACGGAUCAUCGAGCGGCACAAGUGGCAUCAAGGCAAGCUGGAGCUGAUCCGACGAACGCUCGAGAAUGGAGGCGUCGAAACCGAGCAGGUCAUGGAGCUAGAGGAGAGCAUCAAGUUCUACCUCUCCGACGGCAUGACGGACGGCAACGCCGACGACGAGGGCAUGUACGACGAACUGGAUCUCGAGGACGACGAGGGUGUCUUUGGCCUGAACGUAGACAACGAGAGGUCGUCGCAGGAUGCUCAGUCGACGCCGGACGACGCCCCGCCCGAGCCGGAACCGCUCAAGGUGGCGGCCAAGAAGACAGCGAAGGAGCCGGACGCGCCGACGGCACGCAAGACGACGACGCACGCGAGCACCAAGUCACCCCUUCCGGCGCUGGCGACGCUGCACACCCCCCUGGCGACAAUCAGCGGUACUAACGGCAGCGCGCCGGCCAUGAAGCCUGCGCAGGUGCCCGCGAGGCCGGCAGGAGAGGGGCUCAAGUACGCGUCCGCGGCGGCGGCGGCGGCGGCGGCGGCGUCGAGCGACAAGUCUGGCAUGGGCAUCGCACCCCUGCCCCCGCCGCCGGGAGCGACGCCGGUACUAUCUGCGGCGUCGCUGCAUUCCAAGACGAGCGCGGCCAACUCGCCUGCGAGCACGUCGGCGCAGCUGGCCAACGUCACACCAGCUCCGCCGUUGGCCGAGGUCGAGGGCGGACCGUCGCGGCCCAGGAGGUCUAGAACAGCGGCAGGCAAACAAGCAGCAGCUGCUCAGGAAGCUGAUGCUGGAAAGCCUUCGACGCCGCAACCCAACGGCACGACGACCAACGGUAUCAAGCGAAUCGAGGAGGUACCAGAGGAGGAGAGCGUGUAUCACCUGCCUCCUUCGCUGCAGGACCUCGUGGAGUCUUUUGAGGCGACGAAGCGACGACGUGCGCACCCGGCAUCGCAGUCAACGCUGCAGAUGAUGGCAUCCAGCCGGGCCAACUACCCGGACGGGGCGGACGCCGAGUGCCCGCGCACGUACAGGCCCGAGGUGGCCUUCCCGGGGGCGGCGGCGGCCGGGUACCCACGCGAGCCGCUGGCGAUAUUCGACGACCCGCGGCUGUACUCGCGCAUCGACACGGACACGCUCUUCUACGUCUUCUACUACAAGCAGGGGACUCCUCACCAGUACUUGGCGGCCAAGGCGCUCAAGGACCAGAGCUGGCGCUUUCACAAGCAGUACCAGACCUGGUUCCAGAGACACGAGGAGCCCAAGAGCAUAACGGACGAGUUUGAGCAGGGGACUUACCGUUUCUUCGACUACGAGAGCACCUGGAUGAACCGUCGUAAGGCCGAGUUCAGGUUCGUGUACAAGUUCUUAGAAGAUGACGUAUAA
Molecule: messenger RNA, 1869 nt
Organism: Geosmithia morbida
Lineage: Eukaryota; Fungi; Ascomycota; Sordariomycetes; Hypocreales; Bionectriaceae
Product: CCR4-NOT transcription complex subunit 3
Exons: 4
Coding region: 1-1869 (622 amino acids)
Biological process (GO): nuclear-transcribed mRNA poly(A) tail shortening; regulation of DNA-templated transcription
Cellular component (GO): nucleus; P-body; CCR4-NOT core complex
Source: RefSeq, a predicted model, not a curated record